Molecule: messenger RNA, 2936 nt
Organism: Triplophysa rosa
Lineage: Eukaryota; Metazoa; Chordata; Actinopteri; Cypriniformes; Nemacheilidae
Gene: ecm2
Product: extracellular matrix protein 2, female organ and adipocyte specific
Exons: 10
Coding region: 269-2443 (724 amino acids)
Biological process (GO): extracellular matrix organization; positive regulation of cell-substrate adhesion
Cellular component (GO): extracellular matrix
Molecular function (GO): protein binding; heparin binding; collagen V binding
Source: RefSeq, a predicted model, not a curated record
CACAAAAUCACCCCGUUCUUCUCCUGAGAGAGGCAGUAUCUAGUCAGGACCUUCAUUUGUCUGACUUUCAGACAGAACCGGAGAGGUUUUGCCUGAGCGAGCCCAGACCGAACGCUGGAGCAGCCUCUUGUCUGUUUUUGACAUUUAUCAGCGUUCCUGCGGAGCGGGACGCACACACUUCUUGCGUCGCUGGCAAAUCCCACAGCGCUUGAGAAAAGAGCGGAAAUAUUUGGCCUCGCAAAACCGCCUGAAACCAGUGGUUUCAGCCAUGAGACUGUAUCUGAUCCUGGCGCUGUUCGUUUGCCUGACCUCCAGCCUCGCAAAAGACCAGGGACGUCCCAUAGUGCAAGGUAGAAGACGAGGCGUUGGACCAAAACGAGCGCGGAAACAGACUGUCCUCCAGCAGGAUGGGACGACAGAAAGCAACAGACAAGCUGGAUCUGUUUUCGUUGGGUCUUACAGGAACACAGAGGAGCCGAAGCCAAGCUACCAAGUGGCGCCAGUAAAUGCAGGAAAGUCCGAGCACUGUGUUUUUCGGGGCAUCACCAUGUUUGACAAAACGGUGUGGUCACCAAAACCCUGCGUGACCUGUAUAUGCACCAGUGGAGAGGUGGUGUGUGACCAAAUAAAGUGUCUUGCCCUACAGUGCCACCUUAAAUUUCAACCAAUCGGACAGUGCUGCCCAAUUUGCAUACAACCAGUCGCAGAUGCUCCUGAGUUUUCCGGUCACUCCCCUAUUCCCGACAUUCUGGCCGAGGCCGAUAACAGAAUUUCACAAAGCCAGCUGGCCAAAAAAGAAAUCCAGAAGAAUGACAAGAAGGAACGUAACCACAAAAAAGACGCCGAACGCAAGCGGAGAAAGAAGCAGAAGAAAGAGGAAGCCGAACGACGUAGGAAGUUAAAAGAGAAAGCCGCUACAGAAAAAGAAGAAGCUCAGAGGAGGCAGCGAGAGAAAGAGGAGGAGAAAGCGGCGGCCGAGGAGCGGAGGAGAAGGAUGGAGGAGCAUCGGAGGAACGAGGAGGAGAGGUCUCGUGUGAUGGAGAUGGAGCAGAGGGAGAUGCUGAGGGCUCUGGAGGAAGCAGCCGAACGUGCUCGGGAAGAGCUCAGAGGAGACGAAGCCGCAGAGGAAGAUGUUGUUUGGUUAAGAGGGGACGUUUUUCAAAUGCCACCAAAGCAGCCCACGGCAGCACCGGGCCCACCUUCUCUCCCACCUGUCCAGGAGCCAACAGAACCAGAUUAUGACGAAUCUGAACCGGCUGUGGAUGAACCCGAGAGGGUUACCACCCUGCUCCCUCCGGGAUGUACUAUCUCCGAUGUCAUCAUCACUUGUGAGAAUGCGAAACUUACAGGCAUACCUCCACUUUCCAUCCCCGAGCUAAAAUCGCUCAACCUGCAGGGCAAUGAAAUCAAAACCAUCCCUACUGGAGCGUUCAACGGCAUUCCCAACCUGGAGUGGAUCGACUUGGGGAAAAACAAGAUCUCAUCAUCUGGCAUCGAUCCACAAUCAUUUAAAGGUCUUAAAUUCCUGUCUCGCUUGUACAUGGAUGGAAACCUCCUGGAACAGAUUCCCGCCGAGCUCCCGUCGACGCUCCAGGAGCUGAAGGUGAACGAAAACAAUCUAAAGGAAUUAGAGGCAAACAGCUUUGAAGGUCUGAGUAGUCUGGUCACUUUGGAAAUGGAAGGAAACUUGCUCAGUGAAGGAAAUGUGAAUCCGCUCGCCUUCAAACCUCUUAAAGAGCUGACUUACCUGCGACUGAGCCGAAAUCAUUUCCGUACAAUUCCUCAGGGCCUACCUGCAUCUCUACAGGAGCUGUACGUGGAAAACAAUCUCAUUGAAGAAAUCUCCGAAGCGGUUUUUAACGAAACCACGAACAUCAACGUUGUUGUGCUACAUCACAACAAGUUAGACGAGUCGAAGAUUGCGCCGCUAGCCUGGAUCAAUCACAGAAACCUGGAGUCUCUAGAUCUCUCACACAACAGCUUCUAUCUGGUCCCGUCCUUCUUGCCCAAGUCGCUUGUUCACCUGGUGCUGGCUGGGAAUCAGAUCGAACGCAUUCCGGCAUACGUGUUCGCACACAUGGAGCCCGGCCUGGAGUACCUCUACCUCUCCUACAACAACCUGGACAGUGACGGAGUCGAACCGGAGUCCUUCUUUGGCACUUUCAACACCAUGACAGAACUCUGUCUAGACCAUAACCAGCUCCCGGCUAUUCCCGCCGGAAUAAAUGAGAUGACGAAGCUACACUUCCUCCGACUCAACAACAACAAAAUAAGGCAUGUGUCGGAAGACGCCAUCUGCGACCCCAUGAACGUCGACGAUUCCCAUCUAGUCGCCCUUCGCCUUGAGAACAACUUGCUGGACCUGCGGAAAAUCCCCCCGGCGGCAUUCUCCUGCGUUCGCUCUUAUUCCAGUGUGGUUUUAAAGCCUCAGAGAAUAAAGUAGUCACCAUCUUAACUAGUGCUGACUUUAAACUACAAACACCAAAGCAAAACACUAAUUCGAUUCUUGUGAAAUGGUGCAGCUAUCGACACAAACGACGUAAUUCUUUCCUCCCAAAAAUGCUACCGGGGAGAUUUAUCUUGCCUCGAAUCUGGCAUUUUAUUCGCCUUUUUCUACAUCCAGUCUGUUUUGUUAGCUUUUGUAAGCUCACAUGUUUAAGAUAUGAUAAGACCAGGCAAGAUCACCGCUCAGGGGAUCAUAAGAGUUGAAGUCCCGUCUAAACGUGUUUCUGUAGGUGUCUUAAGGGGAUCCAUGGAUAUUAACUGUAUAACAUUUUGGAGGAAAAUAACAGACUAUAACUCUGUAAUCUAUAUUGAGAUGUAUCUUAUUCCUUCUAUUACAGUAUUAAAUUUGAGAUGUUUGUCAUAGUGACGUUUUUGACGUGUGUUUUCUGAAAUACAUUUAUGUCCUACAAAUUAAAGCAGCCAGAUUUUCA